AUGAAGCCCAUUGAGCUCGACGGCAGAACAGGCGAAGGAGGCGGCCAGCUCGUGCGACUUGCCGUCGGCCUCGCCGCUCUCACCUCUCAGCCCGUGACAAUCACCAAUGUCCGCGGCAAUCGCCAGGGCGGUCGCGGCGGCGGUCUCAAGAGCCAGCACGUCACCUCAAUUGCGUGGCUCGCCUCCGUCACGGACGCGCAGACGACGGGCCUCUCCGUGGGUUCCAAGACGCUGACCUUCAUCCCGCGGCGGUCGCCUUUGCAACUCGCCUCAGAAGGAGGGAAACGGAAAUAUAGCAUCUCGGCUGAGUCGGACGCCGCAAGCGCGCUGCUUGUGCUCCAGGCCAUCUUCCCCUACAUCCUGUUUGCUAGCGCCGAAGGAGACGAGCCUUUGGAGCUGGACAUUUCGGGCGGAACCAACGUGGCGUGGUCGUUGAGCUACGAAUACUUUGACCAGGUGCUUAUGCCGACGCUAGAAGAGCGCUUCGGAGUCCAGGUCGAGAGAGAACUGCGACAGCGCGGAUGGAGCUUGGGGUCCAAGUCGAGGGGAAACAUCUGGCAACGAAUUCAUCCUGUACCGCAGGGCCAGAAGCUCCGGUACGUGCCGCCACCAGCGUACACAUACCCGGACUCGUACCGCGUCGAGCGCGUGGACGUGAGCAUCAUCGUGCCGCAGUGGGCGCACGAGAUGCUGCAGAGCAACGUGGUGAGAGAUCUCGGCACCCUCUUCCCGGACGCCGACGUGCACUUCAAGCUCCUCGAGGACUCGCGCGACGACGCGCGGUGGUCGGUGCUGCUGGUGGCGCAGUCGACGGCAGGCAUCCGGUGGGCGAGGGACGUCCUCUGGUCGAUGCCCAAGAAGGCCAAGUCGAGGGACGUGCUCGUAUCGCAGCUGUCGCGAGCGCUUUGCAAGCGUCUCUACGAGGAGGUCGAGCUGGGCGGCACGGUGGACGAGCACUUGCAGGACCAGGUUGUGUCGUUGCAGGCGCUGGCCGAGGGGCCCUCGUCGUUUCCGCGACAUGACGACGGGCACGGUGCCGAUGAGCGAUACGUGGACAAGGUGAUAGACGGGGUGGCCAGUUUGAGUGUCGGCGCAAAGCUACGAAAGGAGAAGACGCACGCGCCUUUCGGGCAUGGAUCAGGGCACACGCAGACGGCACGGUGGGUCAUUAGUGAGCUGCUUCCCAAGAGCGAGUUCUACAACAAGGGCGACGUUGUGCGGGGGGUUGGCUUUUCGCUCUAG
Purpureocillium lilacinum is the source of this 1242-nucleotide messenger RNA. RefSeq lists its product as uncharacterized. Gene Ontology annotation, biological process: RNA processing. NCBI's taxonomy places the organism in Eukaryota, Fungi, Ascomycota, Sordariomycetes, Hypocreales, Ophiocordycipitaceae. Gene Ontology annotation, molecular function: RNA-3'-phosphate cyclase activity. The record is from RefSeq and is a predicted model, not a curated record. Gene Ontology annotation, cellular component: nucleus.